UCUUCACUGGACAUUCGCUGUGGCUGCUGUUGGUGACAGUGUCCUGAGCUAGGUGUACCUGUAGUCUGACCAAGCCGAACUUGUCUCUUAAACCCAGGCUGCCAUGUUCAUUAAGGCAGCCCAUCUAUAAUUCAUGCAGAUUUCCGUGGCUGCUGUAAAUGUCGCAGGAGGUUGCGCUCUCCCCGACUUUCACCGGGAAAGAGGGGAUGCGCGAAAUAAAGGCGGCGAAGACCGUGUCACCAGGCGAAAGCCCACGCUGCUAAGCUCGCACUGCCCGGCUGUGCUGCUGCUUUCCCGGCUGUCGGCAGCCCGCGGCUCCUUUGUCACCACUCCCCCGGCGGUGGCGGAGCGCCGAGCCCGCAGCCUGGGAGCGCCGGGAGGCAGCCGGGCGGGCGGCAGGAGGGCUUAGGACCCAGGGGGACGGCAGCCGCCGAGUGGAAGGACCCAGGCUUUGGUGCACACGCCUCCUACCAAAAAAAAAAAAAAAAAAAAAAAAAAAAAAAUCAUAGCCCCGUGGAGCUGGCGCUCGCUCAUUCACAGUUUUCUAGAGAGAUCUGAGCCUGAACCUGGGAGCCGGGAGAUCUUGCUCACCCACCCAGCUCAACAGCAAGGACACCUACAGGGGGAUAAAAAAAAACAAAACAAAACCCAAACCCUCCCGGCGGCAGGCUGCCUGGCUCUGUGCAGAAUCUGAUGGAAUAAACAACACUUUCCUUUGGAUGGAUUAUACGACAUAUGAACUGCCUGUUACUCUUUCUGCAGGAAUAAGAAAAGCCCUUUACUUUCAUUUGCUAGGUGUCAGCAUGAUAGCAAAAAGCUUCUGAAUGGCUCACACUCACAGAAGACCAUUUGUUGAAUGGGAUCAGCAGUUCCACUAAAAUAUCUGAAGUUAAGGAUUUGGAAAACAGAUUUUUGCAGAGAUGACCCAUUUACAAGCUGGACUUAGUCCAGAGACUAUAGAGAAAGCCCGCCUGGAACUGAAUGAAAACCCAGACAUUUUGCAUCAGGAUAUCCAGCAAGUCAGGGACAUGAUCAUCACGAGGCCUGACAUUGGGUUUUUACGUACAGAUGACGCCUUCAUCUUGAGAUUUCUCCGAGCCAGGAAGUUUCACCAAACGGAAGCCUUCAGACUGCUGGCUCAGUACUUCCAGUACCGCCAAUUAAAUCUGGAUAUGUUCAAAAACUUCAAGGCUGAUGAUCCAGGAAUCAAACGGGCUCUGACUGAUGGGUUCCCAGGAGUGCUAGAAAAUCGCGACCACUGUGGCAGGAAGAUUCUUCUGCUUUUUGCAGCCAACUGGGAUCAGAGUAGGAACUCCUUCAUAGAUAUCCUUCGGGCUAUCCUGCUGUCCUUGGAAGUGCUCAUCGAAGAUCAGGAGCUUCAGAUAAAUGGCUUCAUUCUAAUUAUAGAUUGGAGCAACUUCUCCUUCAAGCAAGCCUCUAAACUUACGCCAUCUAUCCUUAAACUGGCCAUUGAAGGGUUGCAGGACAGCUUUCCUGCCCGCUUUGGAGGAGUCCAUUUUGUCAACCAGCCCUGGUACAUCCAUGCCCUGUACACGCUAAUCAAACCAUUCCUCAAAGACAAGACAAGGAAAAGGAUCUUUCUUCAUGGCAACAACCUGAACAGCCUUCACCAGCUAAUACACCCUGAAUGCCUGCCCUCUGAAUUUGGGGGGACCCUUCCCCCAUACGACAUGGGGACGUGGGCUCGAACGCUGCUGGGCCCUGACUACAGUGACGAGAACGAGUACACCCACACUUCCUACAACGCCAUGCACGUGAAGCACACGUCCUCCAACCUGGAGCGGGAGGCCUCACCCAAACCCAUGAAAAGGUCCCAGUCAGUGGUGGAAGCCGGCACGCUGAAACACGAGGACCUGGGGGAAAGCGAGAACACCCAGCCGCUGCUGGCCCUGGACUGAGCUCCUACUCGCCAGUCAUGGAAACAUUCACAGACUUCCACCAUACCAGAAACCCACAGAGCACACGAUACACACUCACACAUGUGCACGCGUUUUGCUUGAGAACAACUCCUUCAUGUUUCUUGCCCAAGUAAUAACUGCCACCAGCCAUCUGUCUGUCCGCAGGGCCAAAGCUGAACAAAAUUUCUAUUGACACAGGAUGUAAAAGAAGACACAGCAGGGGUCUGUCCAUAUGUAAAGAACUUGUUUUUCUUUUUUCUUUUGGUCUUGUGGCAUUAAAAUAUUGGAAGUGGUGGGACUGCAUUCUCCUUUCAAAGAUAGCAGGGAGUGUCAGUAGAAGUUUUCCUGAAGCCACCGGCAGGGAUGCUCGGUUUUAUAGAAACCAAGGUUAAAUGUGUUUUAAAGCAAGGCAUCUUAAAUUUAAAGUCUGUGCUGAAAUUAGCAGUUUAAAGUGGUUCAGAGGGCAGAAAUAGCAGCAUCUAUAGCGUGCUCGAAUUCUACAGAAGGAUUUAGCAUUAAAAAAAAAAUAAAAAAAAUCAAUGCCAGCAUAAUGCCAUUCAACAUGACACUUUGUGAUUGCCUCAUCCAUACUGCUUAUACGGGGUCACUUAUUUCAUAUCUAGCAAAAAUUAUUCUUAACUUCUGAAGCCCUUAUAAAGCUGUCAGCUAAGUGGAAGGAGCUGUGUGGGCAGCAGACAGACAAUUUGGAAUGCAAUUAUUUAAUUUUAACGAUGUGUUUUUCCACAGGCAACUCCGGAGCCUAUUAGAUGUGUGUGUGCGUGUGUGUGUGCGCGUGCGCAAGGGGCGUACUAGGGAGACCCAUUGGACACAUUCACCAGUGAUUAAUGGCUCAAUCCAGAUUUUUUCAUUUAGGUCACAACGACAAAUGAAAGCUCUGCAGAGCCAUUUACCCCCUUCCCUCCUGCAGCCAGUGAAAGGUGUAGCCAGAAGGGUAUGCUGAUUGCAGUUGUGGGCCAUGGUUAAAUGAGAAAGAAAAACUUAAAAUUAAUUAUUCAGUGCAAGCAUCUCCUAGAAAGAAAUGUGGACAAACAGAAGAACUGAAAUGCCAAAGAUCAGUUUGUUAUCUCUCUCUUUGCUCUACCUGCAAAAAAGAGUCCCAUCCCUUCACUGAAAUGGAAACCAGAUUAAAGAAAUAAAAGAAAAAUCGUUAUCAA
Anas platyrhynchos (mallard) is the source of this 3094-nucleotide messenger RNA. It is a transcript of the gene CLVS1, whose product is annotated as clavesin 1. Gene Ontology annotation, molecular function: phosphatidylinositol bisphosphate binding. The record is from RefSeq and is a predicted model, not a curated record. NCBI's taxonomy places the organism in Eukaryota, Metazoa, Chordata, Aves, Anseriformes, Anatidae. Gene Ontology annotation, cellular component: membrane; clathrin-coated vesicle; endosome. Gene Ontology annotation, biological process: lysosome organization.